This is a messenger RNA of Angiostrongylus costaricensis, 492 nucleotides long. The record is from the annotation of a GenBank genome assembly. NCBI's taxonomy places the organism in Eukaryota, Metazoa, Nematoda, Chromadorea, Rhabditida, Metastrongylidae.
UUGCAGGGCAUAGUUGGGACAACUUCAUCUGGUAAAACCUCACUCGUUCAUCGAUAUCUAACAGGAACUUUUACAGCGGAAGAAAGUCCAGAAGGCGGAAGGUUUAAAAAAGAGGUCUUCAUUGACGGUCUAAGUCAUCUGCUUUUGAUUCGUGACGAGGGUAGCGCUACACCGGAUGUUCAGUUUUCAUUGUGGGUGGACGCAGUGAUAUUUGUAUACAGUGUAGACAAUCAGGAAAGUUUUGAACGUGUUCGACACUUCUACAGUCAUAUGAAUAAGUUCCGAAACGUUGCCGAUAUGCCGGUGUUGUUGGUAGGAACCAAGGACACUUUGUCGGAGAAAAACCCGCGGGUGAUCAGCGAAGAGGAAGGCAAACAGAUGGCAAACCAUCUGAAACGAUGUGCUUACUACGAGACCUGUGCCACAUAUGGAUUGAAUGUGGAGCGAGUGUUUAAAGAUGGUACGUGUUUUAAAGACUACUUGCUCUUAUAG